UGUGACAGCGAUUAAUGUAUAGUACCUACUUAAAUGAGGUUUAAGUGCACAACUUUUCAGUACACCACGAACUGUUGUUAAUUUACAAGCAAACGAAGAGUUGUCGUUAUCAUCGAGUGAUAAUGUCGCUCACGAUAUUAUACCUUAUUGUUGGCUUUAUAGCCACCACGGCCAAUGCCGGCUACGUAUGGGAGGAUGAAGACGAUUCCUCAAAGCAUCAUCACGAUAAGUUUCCUCAUAUAAAUUUCCCCGAUUUCCCAAGUUUCCCGCAAUUCACUUUCCCGGAUUUCCCGGAAUUCCCCACCAUCCCACCAAUGGAGUUCCCGAAACCUCGCAAGGGCUUCAGUGGCGUCUCCGUGAGUGCUUCAAGCUCAGCGGGCAUUGGGAAAGAUGGGAAGGAACGCAAGAGUGGUGGUGCCACCGUCAUUACUAGCAGAGAUGGCGUGGAGAAGAAAAUGUCAGUUGGGGACGACCCUUCAAAUGUUAUGUACAUGCCAUUUUGGCAACCCAACUUCCCAUCAUUUAAGAUGAUGGAUGCCGAUACUCAGAAGUCAGACAAGCCUGGCAAGAACGAGCACUUCGUCAGUUCGUCCGCUUCGUCCUUCAGUUCGGCGUCCAGCAAGAAUGGGGUCUCACAUUUGGAAGGAGCGGCAAACGUUUACCAGAAUGUCAAUGGGAAAACCGACGAACAAAGCGUCCACGUGACCGAUAACGAUGUGUGAUCUGUUACAAAAUGCGUUACUAUUAGGUACCUAUUAUAAUGCCAUAAAACUAAGAAGAAUAAAGUAAAUUCUGUCGUAGCUAAUA
This is a messenger RNA of Maniola jurtina (meadow brown), 807 nucleotides long. Its product is annotated as seroin-like. NCBI's taxonomy places the organism in Eukaryota, Metazoa, Arthropoda, Insecta, Lepidoptera, Nymphalidae. The record is from RefSeq and is a predicted model, not a curated record. Bases 123 to 722 code for a protein of 199 amino acids. The transcript has 6 exons.